This is a messenger RNA of Jatropha curcas, 1906 nucleotides long. Its product is annotated as Pseudouridine synthase family protein. The record is from RefSeq and is a predicted model, not a curated record. Gene Ontology annotation, biological process: mRNA pseudouridine synthesis; tRNA pseudouridine synthesis. Lineage: Eukaryota; Viridiplantae; Streptophyta; Magnoliopsida; Malpighiales; Euphorbiaceae. Gene Ontology annotation, molecular function: pseudouridine synthase activity; RNA binding. Gene Ontology annotation, cellular component: nucleus.
UUCGAAGUCACUGCCCGCUCUCUGCUGUGUCUCAUUCUAUCUGUUUCGACUUCGGGUCUCUGGUUGAGCAUGGCAAUCUCUUCUCUGCGAUUUCCACUCUCUCCAUUUCUCGUUAAAAGCCCAAGAGAAGCCUCCUUCAAGUUUCUACUAAUACCGAUAUUACCAUCCAGGGUUAGCCUAUUAUGCUCUUCUUGUUUUUGUUCCGUUGAAUCUCCAUCCCCACCGUCCACUUCUCAUACUUUAGAUUACUCAGCUCAGAAAUGGGUACCCUUUCGAAAGAAAAAGGUCGUUUUGCGGGUUGGAUACGUAGGAACUGAAUACAGAGGUCUCCAAAAGCAACAGGAAGAACACUCAUUACCAACUAUUGAAGAAGAAUUGGAACGUGCCAUAUUUAAGGCUGGUGGAAUUCUUGAUAGUAAUUAUGGGAAUCUGCACAAAAUUGCAUGGGCUAGAAGCAGCCGUACUGAUAAAGGGGUUCACUCAUUGGCGACAAUGAUAACAAUGAAGAUGGAGAUACCUGAAAAUGCAUGGAAGGAAGAUCCUAACGGCCUUGCCCUUGCAAAACAUGUUAAUUAUUAUCUUCCUGAUACUAUCAGAAUUUUCAGCAUUUUGCCCUCACAAAAGAGCUUUGAUCCUAGAAGAGAAUGUGACCAACGCAAAUAUUCCUAUCUCCUCCCUGCUGAAAUUAUUGGAAUCAAAAGUCACUUUAGCCAAGCUGAAAUUGAUUUUCACUUAUCAGACUUCAAUGAUAUAUUAAGUGCAUUCGAGGGGGAACAUCCCUUUCAUAAUUACACAGUACGGUCCAAGUACAGGAAACAGUUUCCUGCUUCUAAAACUGGCCAGGUGUUAAAGAGAGCAAGAUCUUCUGGUGAGAGAUCAGCCACUGAAUCUGAGAAAAGUGAUGAAGAAGAAAAUUAUAGGACUGAUGAAGUGAUUUCGUUGGAUCAGAUAGAAUCAACUCAAAAAUCUGUAAAAUCCAGCUUUCUGGAUCAGGAAGGAGAUAUUCUGAAGGACAAACGAGCUAAUGCAAGUAUCCUUGCCAGGUGGCUGCAUGAACCUGAUGAGACAGAUAGAAUAGGUGCAUCCCACUUCAGAAAGAUCUUCUGCUGUUCAUGUGGAAGGUUAGAGAAAUCAAGGGGAUUUGAUUUUGUUGAAAUUUCUAUAUGGGGCGAAUCUUUCAUGUUACAUCAGAUACGCAAAAUGAUCGGGACUGCUGUGGCUGUAAAACGCGGGUUACUCCCCAGAGAUAUUUUAAUAUUAUCACUUGCAAAGUUCUCAAGGAUCGUCCUACCACUCGCGCCACCUGAAGUUUUGAUAUUGAGGGGUAACAGUUUUGUACUGAGGAAAAGACCAGACAAAGGAUCACGACCUGAGAUGCUUACAAUUGUUGAAUCAGAAGAAAUUCUCAAAGUAGUCAAUGAGUUCUAUGCUAAUAUAAUGCUGCCUCAGGUGUCAAAAUUCCUGGACCCUAAUGGCUUUCCUUGGAAGGAAUGGGUUGAAAAUUUGGACGAGUACACAGGUAUUCCAGCCGAACAAUUGGUUGGAGUCAGGAGUGCUUGGAAAGUGUGGAAGGAAAAUUUUCAGAAAAGAAGCAGUCUUGCAUCAGUCAUAAAUGAGUGAAGAAAGGUAAAUCACCUCCUAUGUACUAUUUAUCCAUAUAUUCACCAUAAGCUUUGUUCGUUGACCUGAUGAGGCAAAGCUGUAGACCAGUUGGUACCAGCUCUUUGUUGCCUGUAGAAUGGUGAUUUAUUCUCAGAUGUGCGCUCUGUUGCUCUGUGAUUUGAACAUGGGAGAACUAGGGGAAAACUUUGCCUCUGCUUGUUACCCCUUGAUGGAUGAUCAAAUACUAACACUGUAUUCCCCAAGUUCAGUUAUAAAUUUGAUAGUUUUUGAUUUUUCACAAAAA